AAUGCGAAGAGGAUUUAUGCUAUAUGUCCGCAUAUUAAAUUAAAUAGUGAUGGUUACAAAGAAGAAGGAAUAACAUAUCCAUCGUCGUUUAUGCAAAGUAUUUUACUAACAGAAUUUUACAAUGAAUGCGGAAUACCGACAUCUUGUUUGGAUUAUGUUGAAGCACAUGGUACCGCUACCAAAGUUGGCGAUCCUCCAGAAAUUAAUGCUAUCUCUAAUGUAUUGUGUAAGAACAGAGAAACUCCAUUAAUGAUCGGCUCUGUAAAAUCCAAUCUUGGUCAUGCUGAAGCUGCUAGUGGUUUCGAUCAAAUUGCUAAGGUAAUAAUAGCAUUUGAAACCGGUUUUGUUCCACCAAAU
Wasmannia auropunctata (little fire ant) is the source of this 357-nucleotide messenger RNA. Its product is annotated as fatty acid synthase-like. Gene Ontology annotation, molecular function: fatty acid synthase activity. The transcript has 2 exons. Gene Ontology annotation, biological process: fatty acid biosynthetic process. NCBI's taxonomy places the organism in Eukaryota, Metazoa, Arthropoda, Insecta, Hymenoptera, Formicidae. The annotation marks the transcript as partial. The record is from RefSeq and is a predicted model, not a curated record.